AUGGCACGUCAUUCGACCAGUGCCGUAGUCGCUUUUCUUAUUGCCGUUAUUAUAAUUGGGAUUAGCCAAAUUAUGAAAAAUGACUUAGCAGCUUCCAAAGUGGGAACGUUAAUUGCUGGUGCUUUGUGUUCCUUAGUGUUUGUGUUUUUACUCACAGCUAUGUCAAAUUUUCAAAUGUCUUCAGUCGGUGAACAAGUGAAGGCUGGACUUACCGAGAUCUUCUUAUGUCUAUUUGUUGCUGUCAUUGCUUCUGCUGCUAUUCAUCGAGUAGCCGUCACGGUUUGCAUGCUCUUCUCUGCAUUUUUACUGUUUUUAUUGACUGGAAUCAGUCAAACGAGGUAUACACCGAUAGUUUUUCAACAAGUUACACAGCAGCGGAAGAAGAAAUAG
This is a messenger RNA of Cercopithifilaria johnstoni, 390 nucleotides long. Lineage: Eukaryota; Metazoa; Nematoda; Chromadorea; Rhabditida; Onchocercidae. The record is from the annotation of a GenBank genome assembly.